AAUAAAUUAAGGGGAAAAAAGGAACAAUAAUAAUAGCAAUAACAAUAGCAACGAGAAAAAAUUAACGAGGGAGGGGAGAAGAGAAAGAAGGAAGGAGACAUUUAUAAAAAGCUCUUUCCCUUCCCCUAAAUCCCUCACACUCAUUCCAUUUUUACCUUUCUCUCUCGCUCGCAAACGCAAAUAAUAAAAAACAAGGUUUUAGCCAUGGCAUCGAAGCGGAUCUUGAAGGAACUCAAGGAUCUCCAAAAGGAUCCUCCUACCUCAUGCAGCGCCGGUCCUGUUGCUGAAGACAUGUUUCACUGGCAAGCAACAAUUAUGGGUCCUCCAGACAGUCCUUAUGCUGGAGGUGUUUUCCUAGUCACUAUUCAUUUCCCUCCAGAUUAUCCCUUUAAGCCACCCAAGGUUGCAUUCAGGACGAAGGUAUUUCACCCAAAUAUAAAUAGCAAUGGAAGCAUUUGCCUUGACAUAUUGAAGGAGCAGUGGAGCCCUGCGCUAACUAUUUCAAAGGUGUUGCUCUCAAUUUGUUCCCUGUUGACGGACCCUAAUCCUGACGAUCCUUUGGUCCCUGAAAUUGCCCACAUGUACAAGACAGACAGGAACAAGUACGAGUCAACUGCCAGAAGCUGGACCCAGAAAUAUGCCAUGGGUUAAGUGACCUUGUGGUAUGUUUGAGGGAGAGCCUUUCUACUCUCAGUGUUUAGGCCUCUCAGCCCUUGUAGGAAUAUUUGUCGUUUUAAAUCAUGAUUAAGGCCCCUCCAGUUGAAGAUGAAUGGGGGAAAACGUUUCUCCUGCUGUUUGUAUUGCAAAUGUUCAUGGUAAUUUAGAACAGUGAAAUGUUGCCCCAAUUAAAUGUUAUGCUCAAGUUUUUAACCGUUCUAUUAAGUGCCAUUUCAUGUUUUUCUUUUGUCAUUUAUGAACUUAAGCCUUAAUUUAAGAGUUGCUC
Molecule: messenger RNA, 943 nt
Organism: Glycine soja
Lineage: Eukaryota; Viridiplantae; Streptophyta; Magnoliopsida; Fabales; Fabaceae
Product: ubiquitin-conjugating enzyme E2 10
Exons: 5
Coding region: 205-651 (148 amino acids)
Biological process (GO): protein polyubiquitination
Cellular component (GO): nucleus
Molecular function (GO): ubiquitin conjugating enzyme activity
Source: RefSeq, a predicted model, not a curated record